AUGUCACUAACGAAACAACAUUCGCAGAUAGCCAUCGACAACCUUGCCAAUUUCUUCGGCAUGGCACAGGCGGUGAAUUUGGGCCGGGUACCACCACAGCCACACCCAACCAGCAAAUCCCACAACAACCACACAUCUUCACUACUACCAUUUCCAUAUUCUUCGACACCAGCAAACCACCAAAAUUCCACCAGUCAAUCAAAACAUGCCACGUCACCGCGACCCAAAAAAGACCACGUGACUCAUCACAUGACCCACGUCGUAGUCACAGAAGGGAAAAAACGGAAGUUGUUAUGCCGAGAGAAAAAGAAAAAGACGAAAAUAAAAUCUCCAGUUUUAGAUUACAACAAAUGGGAAACGAUUCCUAGCUCAAGCGGCAAAGGACCUGUCAGUACUGAACUCGGUUUGAGUGCGACGCGUGCUGGUUCGAUUGCUCGUCAGAGCGAAGAAAAUUUAGUGGUAAGUAGUUUGGAAAAAGAUUGCGACAGAGAGGACGUAGAGAAAAAAGGAGCUGUGACGUGUUGUCGCGUAGACAGCAGCCAUCUUUGUAGCCGCCAUCUGGCUGCGAAGAGGAGGUUGACGAAUUUAAUAGAUGCUACAUGCACGCCGCUGAGACAAAAUUUUAGAACUAUCUUGCCAGAACAUUCUCCUAUCAAGUACCAUUGCAACAACAACAUCAGCAGCAGCAACAACAACAACAAAAGCAACAACAACAACACAAUCAUCUCAUACCACGCUUACCACCAGCAACAACAUCUUCACCAAAACCAGCAUUGCUGCCUAGAAAACAGCAGACAUAUUGAUUGUUCGCCACUGCAGUUUAUUAAAAAUUUUCAAGAAGAAAAUAAGAAUGUGAUGCAACGAUACUCGCCGCUCGAUAGCAUUUUGAGACAGCAGCAGCAGCAACGACAACAGCAUCAUCAAAACGCACGCCCUCAUGCCGUAACAUGCAACUCGAAAUGCGCCACAACAACGACAAACAACAACAACACAACAACAACAACAACAGAAAACAACAACAACAACGACGACACUGCUUUUCAGUAUGACAGGCAAAUUGCCAUUGAAACGCGGGAAAUAAAACGCACAUUGAAAUCAUUUAUGGUCAAACUGAAGACCAAAGACAAAAAAGAUUUACAAGAUCAACAAUGGCGUCUGGUGGCUCUCGUCCUGGAUCGCUUUUUAUUCUAUGUUUACCUCAUAUUUAUUAUCGUCUCUAUGGUGGUUCUUUUUCCUUGGAUGGAGGCUUUCACUGCCACAAAACUUUUAAGAGAGGACGUUGGGGUCAGGGGCGGUUAUGAUAACAAUUACGGUGGUGAUGAUGACGGUGAUGCCUACAUUGGCGGUAGUGGUAGUAGCGUUUUUGGCGGCGGCGGUGGUGGUGGUAGUAGUAGUAAUAGUAAUGACGUCGGUGCCUUUGUUUUUAAUCAUAAUACUGACGAUAGUGGCGAUUAUGGAGUGACUGUGUGA
Molecule: messenger RNA, 1470 nt
Organism: Helobdella robusta
Lineage: Eukaryota; Metazoa; Annelida; Clitellata; Rhynchobdellida; Glossiphoniidae
Exons: 4
Coding region: 1-1470 (489 amino acids)
Biological process (GO): monoatomic ion transport
Cellular component (GO): membrane
Source: RefSeq, a predicted model, not a curated record